AACCCUUAAAAAUGAAGGCAAUAUUAGCUGCUAGGUCAAAUCACAUUUCCACCCAUGUUUCUACCAUGCCUGUAUCCAUUUCCGUCCUGCUGAUGUAAACACUGACGUAUGCUGCUGUGAUUGGUCGAUAACCAUUUUUCAUGACGCAAAGCAUACACGAAUUUUAAUUGGCUGACUUGACGCCUGGCCCCUCCUCGCGCGGACAUUUGAAAACGGCUUUGUAAAGAAGGAAGAAGAGAGACGAAGAAGACAUGGCUCCCAGGAAAACAAGAACGACGGCCAAGGCAAAGAAAAAUAGCCCCAAGACGGCUAAGCUAGAAGCCUUCCUGGAGGACUUCGACAGCGAGGUGAAGACCAGAGUGGAACAGAUGAAAGAGAAGCUCAACCAUCUACUGAAAGAUGUGGACAACGGCUACAACAUGGCACUCAUUAAGCUCCCAAAGACUCUCCGCCAAAUGCCCUGGAUGGAACAAUUCAAAUCUGAGAAACCAGAAGUGGCGAAUGUUAGUAGAGAAGAGGAAGCUGCUAUUGUUGAGAGCAUUGUGGCCGAGAACAAUCCAGCCCUUUUCAAAUCAGUCAAAAAAGCAACAAAGAAAUCAACUAAAUCCACUUCGGAAGAUGAAAACACCUCGGGCACAACACGGAAGGAGAAAGCAACAAGGAAACCUCCAACCACAUCAAAGAGAGCAAAGGCCCUGUCGGCCAGACGAUUGAGCAGGAAGCCAAUUGUCACUCCUGCAAGGAAUAUGGACUAUUCUCUGAUGAUGGGAGCCACUCCCCUCAUUACCCCACGCUUUGAUCCCAGACUUCCCAAGACCCCCGCUGUGAGGAAUCCCCACCACAAAGAGAGGGUUUACAGCAUCUCAGUCAACGGCUCUCCCAUCGCAGCAGGAAUUAAUGAAGACAUCGUCAUCAACGUCCCCAUCGGCAACGGAGAGAGUGUUCAGCUAUUGGCCAGCCAGAUGGACUCUGUGGAUCUGUCUCUGCUGGAUGAAACUGCUCUGAGGAGCAUUCGUCAGCUGAAGAAUCGCCUCACCGUCCUGUGUGGAACGGAGUAACGCUACCGCCUGCUCUCGUCUUGUACAUUACUUUAAAAAAAAAACAAUGAGUAUCUUUAUUCUUAUAGAGGAGAUACGUGGGUUUUUACCAUUUAUAUUUUAUUGUUUUCCUUUGAUAGAUAUUCUAAGGAUCAUACUGUUGCCUUUGACUUUUUAUUUGGGUUUAACCGCCUUUGUGGAAUACUGCACAACUGUCUGUCAUUCUGGUGCUUUCCCCAGACUUUUACUCAUGUUGGCAGUCUAUUAAGGUUUGUUCUUUUAAUUAUAAACCUUGAAAGACCUGACAGGUCUGUACUCAUGUACUGCAAAUAUGAAUAGCUAUUCAUUCUUUGAUUGUCAGUACAUUUGAAUCCUACAUGUUGUUUCAUUCCGUCAUUGAGAAAUAAACAAUCCUCCAUGUACAUAUCACAGAUUGUUUGCAAAAA
This is a messenger RNA of Gymnodraco acuticeps, 1483 nucleotides long. It is a transcript of the gene cdca8, whose product is annotated as cell division cycle associated 8. Gene Ontology annotation, cellular component: chromosome passenger complex; chromosome, centromeric region; spindle midzone. The transcript has 11 exons. Gene Ontology annotation, biological process: mitotic sister chromatid segregation. The record is from RefSeq and is a predicted model, not a curated record. Lineage: Eukaryota; Metazoa; Chordata; Actinopteri; Perciformes; Bathydraconidae. The coding region runs from base 252 to 1058 and encodes 268 amino acids.